AUGCUGUGCCGGCUCGGCGGUGGGCGGCUGCGGCCGCUGCCCGGCCUGCAGCCCGGAGCCCGGGGCCCGCGGUUCGCUCCGGUCCCGACCCGCGGCGUCACGCCCUCGGUUCUGCCGGCGCGGGCGGUGGCCUCUGUGUCCGCCGUGAACCCGGGCGACGCCGGCGGCUGGUACGAGGCGCUGGCCGCGUCGGCGCCCGUGCGAGGCGCGGAGGACAUGCUGCUCGCGGCGCACGGCGUCUCGGGCCUGCCCUGGUGGGGCAGCAUCCUCCUCACCACCGUGGCCCUGCGCGGCGCCGUCACGCUGCCCCUGGCGGCCUACCAGCACUACAUCCUGGCCAAGGUGGAAAAUUUGAAGCCAGAAAUACAAAAUAUUGCACAACACCUUAACUAUGAAGUUGCAGUUCGUGCAAAACAGUUGGGGUGGUCCAAAAGAGUUGCCAGGUUCACUUAUCUAAAGAAUAUGCAGAGGCUUGUUUCAGAGCUGUAUGUUCGGGAUAAUUGCCACCCUUUCAAAGCCACAGUGUUGGUCUGGAUUCAGCUUCCAAUGUGGAUCUUUAUGUCUGUUGCUCUGCGGAAUUUUAGCACAGGAGCAACCCAUUCAGAAGCAGGUUUUUCUGUGCAGGAGCAGUUAGCGACUGGUGGGGUCCUGUGGAUUCCUGACCUCACUGCACUGGAUUCCACUUGGAUUCUGCCUAUCUGCAUUGGUGCCAUCAAUUUAGUAAUAGUAGAGAUUGUUGCUCUACAAAAGGUGGGAAUGUCUCGUUUUCAGACGGGUGUUACCCACUUUGUUCGGGGAAUAUCCGUGUUGAUGAUUCCAAUUGCUGCGACAGUACCUUCGUCACUUGUUCUCUACUGGUUCUGCUCCAGCUUCAUGGGCCUUUCACAGAACUUGCUGCUGCGUUCUCCUAGGUUUCGCCAAUUCUGCCGUAUACCAUUGACCAAGGGAGAUUCAGACACUCCUUAUAAGGACCUCUUUGCUGCUUUCUACGCCAAGUACAUUUCCAGAAAAUAA
Molecule: messenger RNA, 1014 nt
Organism: Pipistrellus nathusii (Nathusius's pipistrelle)
Lineage: Eukaryota; Metazoa; Chordata; Mammalia; Chiroptera; Vespertilionidae
Source: the annotation of a GenBank genome assembly